Molecule: messenger RNA, 1719 nt
Organism: Pelodiscus sinensis (Chinese soft-shelled turtle)
Lineage: Eukaryota; Metazoa; Chordata; Testudines; Trionychidae
Source: RefSeq, a predicted model, not a curated record
AGUAAGUUAAGUAAGGUUCCAGGCUUAAAGAGAUCCUGCAUACCUCCAGGUCUGCCUGUAAUAAGCAGUUCAUGGGCCAAUUAGGGGAACCAACAAUUACAAAUUGGAAAGAAGAGAGAAAGGAAAGAAAAAGGAAAUCAGUCAAGGGUGGCAGCUGCGUGGCGAGGAAUCUGUUGUGGGCUCAGUAUGAGGUCCGGUGGCAUGGAAAGCACAGCAGUCCACAUUGGUUGAACGAUCACCUUUGACGCAGUUCCAAAGAUGAAACCCAAACUCCUGAAUCUACAGGAGUGCCUGCCUGAGGAGAUUAUGCUGUCAGAAUGUCUGAAAGAAUGCUAUGGAUGUCAUAAGAGUCUAACCGUGACACAGAGGUGGCGGCCGUACACAAUCAGCAUGGGCACAGUACAUGGAUAAACAAGUAUGGCUGUUUAUUCCACCAUCUUUCUCCUGCUCUCCAUCUUAAUUUCUUGUUGCGGAACAUCCAACAGAGGAGAAACUCCUUUGAAAGGCAAAGAGUCCCAGGAGAGUCAGAAGCUUAAGCAAGACCUAGUAAUUGCUGCAAUGAGUAUUUUCUUGAUAAUCUCCCUCCUCCUCAUUCUGGGCUGCAGUUUCCUUCACUACAAACUGAUGACAAGGGACAACACGACUUUGCAGAAAGAAGUCAAGUCUGUUGCCAUCAAGUCUCACUUGCAUCAUGUUGAAACGAGGAUCGUCCUGUCUCCUUCCCAGGUGAUGCAACUAGCUGCCGCCCAAGAUAGGAGCUCCCAAGGAGCCUCCAUUGUACGAACAUCGAUGAUUUAUAAACAGCCUCCCAGUGAUGUGCAGCUACCACCACCCGCCUCCAAUGAAUCUGCUGUCAGUUUUGCAUACACCGACCCUGGCGCUCUUCUAUCAGCCCCGAGGAGCCAUACGCCAGAAAGUUUUCUCUCUACUCUCUCAAAGUCAGGCAGUCUUUAUUCGAUGGAACAACAUGAUCUCCUUUAUGGGUCUUCCAGGAGUUCCUCCAGAGCAUCCCUGGGCAACCCAGAAUAUAAAUAUGAAGAUGGAGAAGAAAGCGACGAUUCUGGGAGCACCAUUUUUGUCCCAUUUGCAGGAAUGUGACAGAUGAUCUAUCUUUAACCAGACGUUAAUGAUAUUCCAUGUGUAUCACUCGGCUGCACUAUGUCUAUUUUCAUGGAAAAUAUAAAUAGGAAAAAAGAAGUACACAACUGAGUAUUUUCUGAGUUAUGUGUGAAUGGAAGGCCACACAAUGAGUUGCCUACCAUCAUCUUCCAUCUUUAAAAUACAGAGAUCUCCUUCGGAAGCCAACUUAUUUUCAAUCUUUCCCCAAUCAUAGUAAGGAUUACAGGACCUAAUGAAUCAAACUCUUUCUACAGUGAACAGAUGGGAUGUAUAAACUGACUAUCUGAUGUCAGUUUCAAAGAGCACUUCAAAUAGUGGACUGGUGUAAGAAGUUUAAAAAGAGACUGAUCCGGUGUAACUGUUUAAAGUCUUUCGAGAAGAAUAAAGUCACUGGAUGAGAGACGGUUUUCUUAAUGACAUGGAUAAACCUGUGAAUGUUCCAUUUGCUGGUCUGUGGACCUUCAUCCUGACAAUCCCCAAAUUACCUGCUGUCAAAUAUUUUUCAGGAGGGACUUGCCCACGAGAUGGGAUUUAACUGCCUUUGGGCCCACUUACAGGGUGGAGAUUGAAAGGGGGGCAGUUGCCCUAGGGUCUGGCAAU